Vitrella brassicaformis is the source of this 1693-nucleotide messenger RNA. The record is from the annotation of a GenBank genome assembly. Lineage: Eukaryota; Vitrellaceae.
CUCGAAGCGAUCGGACAUCUCCCUCUGUAGUUCCUUAGGGCCGUUCGUCAGCGUUCCGUCUGCUCGUCGAAGCUGUGUCAGGUUCGUCGACCUUGAGACCUGCAGCUUGAAUCUCUUGUUUGCUGUUUUCUGUGUCUCUUUGAACAUGAUCGAAGUGCGUCGUCCUGUGUCUCGGUCUGCUGCAGCGUUCUGCUGCUCGGUGAGCUUCUGCCGUUCUCAGACGUCAGACGACGAGCAGCAGCUGCCUCUGCAAGGGGAGGAUGGGAUGUCGCACAUCACGUCCGGCAAAUUCGAGGUCGUCCGUCGCAUCGAGGAGGGGAGAGACGGCAAGAACACGGGCAUCUGGGUGACUGAGGUACUCGAGAAGCGGCAGUACAGAGGAGCGGUGGCAGGGCUCCAUGUGACUGCCGUACAGCUGCGGAUGACGACCUCGGCCACCAAGCACGUGUUCGACACAUCGCUGGAUCGCCUUGAGGACUCUCUCAGCUGCCGGCUGGUCAAGGCGUUUCGGACCAUCUUCUUGUUCAUCCUGUGGGCAUCUGAUAUGCGGGGCAAGGCGCUCUCGGAGAGCGCGCCGGGCGCGGCUGACGGCAGCUGGGCGGGGGACGAGAGUGUGCACCUGAAGGACAAUCAGGAGGUGCUGAUAACGAUGCUGACGGAUUUUCUCUCCUGGCUUCCAGUCGACACGCUGCAGGGAGUGCUGAUCCGCAUCAUGGAUGCGUCGACCACCAGAUACGGCGACGAGCAAGGGGUCAACAACCGUCGCAAGGGUGUUGAGGUGGCCCUCCAUUCCCUUGCUUCCAGAUAUGCUGCUCAGCACUGGUGCGUGAAACCGAGCGAGUGGCUGGGAGGUGUCGUGUCCAUGAUGCUCAACCGGCGAUCUCGUCAACUCUCGCGCAACAUGCUGACGGCUGUGCUCGAUGUCCGCAGAGGUGCGGGAGGGGGGGUGAAGAGGCGGUUCCGACACGAUCGGAAGAAGCCUCCCUUCAUCCCCAGUGAGCUGGCUCUGAGGAAAGAGCGCGACAGCUAUCUGUGUCUGACGUGGGAUUCUGACGAUGGGGCGUUGUCGCUGGGCAACGACUGGAUGGCAGCUGAGCCGUUGAAGGCAUAUCGGACGGCGAGGGCGUCAUCCCAGUGGUUCGAGAGCGUCUGGGUCAACAUAGACAACAACACAAAUACAUCGAUUUUGUGGCACACCAUCCUAUCUGUGCUCCCAGAGGGCCUGGGAGCACAGAUGGAAGGUGGUGUGCCUGUGUAUUGUAGAUCUGUGCUGUUGAGGGCGGAUGGAGGCGAAAACAAGUCCUGAGGGCCUUUAAAGGCUAACAGAACUGUUUGGAAGUCUCUAGGGCCUCUCUUGUCCCUCUCCAGCAGCUGCCUGUGUGCAGCGACAUACAAGAGACAGGGGACAGAAAGAGACAAGGGCAGUGCGAUCGAUAGAGACAUAUGUGUGUGUGUGUCUGUGUGUGUGUGUGGGUGUGUGGGUGUGUCUGUGUGGGUGUGCGUGUGUGGGUGUGCGUGUGUGUGUGUGAUGUGUGGGUGGGUGGGCCGGUGGGUAUGUUUGUAUGUAUGUGUAUCUGUAUCAGGGAGCCGGUUGGUUGGUUACAUGGAUGGACAGAGAGACACACACAUGGUGCAUUCAAUCGAUUGGCGUGUCCAUUAUGCAAACACAACAAGUCUGAUUUGUUGACACAAG